This is a messenger RNA of Nicrophorus vespilloides, 1763 nucleotides long. RefSeq names its product carboxypeptidase E-like. The transcript has 7 exons. The record is from RefSeq and is a predicted model, not a curated record. Bases 275 to 1693 code for a protein of 472 amino acids. Lineage: Eukaryota; Metazoa; Arthropoda; Insecta; Coleoptera; Silphidae. Gene Ontology annotation, biological process: proteolysis. Gene Ontology annotation, molecular function: metallocarboxypeptidase activity; zinc ion binding.
GCUGUCGAAGCGGUUAUCGUUAAAGUGUUGUUCGUAUUUGCUGUUGGGCAAAGUUUAAUUAACUACGACGACCCACGCUCCUUCAUCGUUCAUCCAAGUGCCAUCGAUCCAAGUAGUUCUGCGUGCGUCAGUGAGAGAGUGCGAGUAGAGGAAAAGGGAGAAAAUUCAAGGGAUUUCCAGAUAAAAGCUCCCACGCACCGACAACAGGUGGCACACGGCCGAACCUCCGAGCAUCGAUUUUCCGCGAGGAACGUCGAGAACUCGUCCAGUCGCGAUGUCUUCUUCAACGGGGAUGGCGGCGGCAGUCGUCGCUCUAGCAGUUUUAUCAUUGAUGGGUCUCGUCGGACGGUCGCAGGGCCUCCUCAAACCCUUCGAAUUCCGUCACCACGACAACGAGGAGAUGAGGCUCGUGCUGGAGGACAUCGCCGGAGAGUGCUCGGACGUGUCGCGCGUCGCGACGCUCACCGAACCAUCAGUUUUGGGAACGCCGCUGUACUACAUCGAGUUCUCCAAGCAUCCGGGUCGACAUCAGAUCCUGAAUCCGGAAUUCAAGUACGUCGCGAACAUCCACGGAAACGAAGUGCUCGGACGCGAACUCCUUCUAAAACUCGCGCACUACCUGUGCGAACAGUACAGGGCAGGAAAUCCGGAAGUGGUCUUCCUCGUCCGGAACACCCGCAUCCAUCUGAUGCCUUCAGUGAAUCCCGAUGGAUGGCAACUAGCGACGGACACGGGCGGACAGCAUGAACUCAUCGGCAGGUACAACAACAAUUCCGUUGAUCUCAAUAGGAAUUUCCCGGAUUUGAAUAGCAUCGCCUACAGCAACGAGGAGUUCAGCAAGGAGGACAACAAUCAUCUCCUGAAGGAAGUCAACAGCCUUACGCAACCGCUGCAACCGGAAACGCGCUCCCUGAUCCGCAACAUCCUGCAGAUCCCCUACGUCCUCUCUGCGACUCUGCACGGUGGAGAUCUAGUCGCAAAUUAUCCCUACGAUCUGAGCCGUUCCGGUAAGGAAACCGGCGAGUACGCAUCUGCACCAGACGAUGAAACAUUCAGACAUUUGGCGAAGGCUUAUUCGCAGCACCACGCGGACAUGGCCGAUCCAAAUAUGAAGCCGUGCAACGAUGAGAACUUCGCGAAGAACGGUGGCAUCACGAACGGCGCCAAAUGGUACGCACUCGUUGGAGGAAUGCAGGAUUUCAAUUAUCUGGCGAGCAACGAUUUCGAAAUCACUUUGGAGUUGUCGUGCCAGAAGUAUCCACCAGCGUCUCGUCUGGAACCUGAAUGGGAGCGCAACAGGAACGCUCUGAUGAAUUACAUGUGGCAGAGUCACAUCGGUAUCAAAGGGAUCGUCUACGAUGCGAACACCAAGCAGGGAGUGCCCAAUGCAGUCGUCCACGUGACGAACAUGACCGAAGGAAUACCGCGCGAGAUCAAGCACGACAUUCUAUCAGCGCACGACGGCGAUUACUACCGUUUGUUAACACCUGGCACGUACAAGGUAACCGUCCAGGCGAAAGGAUUCCAGCCGCACACCAAACUGGUGAACGUCGUUCAGAGGGGCUACGGCACGGCGAAGAGGAUCGAUUUCCCUCUGCACGGCCAUAAUUUCCAGGAAAGACCGCUCGUCCACGCCAACCAGAUGCCGUUCAACGGUUGGAUAAACAGGCCGCAGCCAAUAGUGGUCCAGUAAAACCGUAGCGCGAAAACAAUAACCGUAACUAUAGUCUAAUCAUAUCAAGGGUUCAAAAAAGAGAGAGGAA